This is a messenger RNA of Manacus vitellinus (golden-collared manakin), 692 nucleotides long. RefSeq names its product insulin like growth factor binding protein 5 (gene IGFBP5). The record is from RefSeq and is a predicted model, not a curated record. Gene Ontology annotation, molecular function: insulin-like growth factor II binding; fibronectin binding; insulin-like growth factor I binding. The transcript has 4 exons. The coding region runs from base 84 to 521 and encodes 145 amino acids. NCBI's taxonomy places the organism in Eukaryota, Metazoa, Chordata, Aves, Passeriformes, Pipridae. Gene Ontology annotation, biological process: regulation of insulin-like growth factor receptor signaling pathway. Gene Ontology annotation, cellular component: extracellular region.
UCUGCCUCAGCGAGAAGAGCUACCGCGAGCAAGCCAAGGCUGAACGAGAGUCCCGAGAGCAUGAGGAGCCGACCACAUCCGAGAUGACAGAGGAGACUUACCCGCCCAAGGCCUACCGGCCCAAGCACGGGCGCCUCUCUGAGCUCAAGGCUGAAGCCCUGAAGAAGGACCGCCGGAAGAAGCUGACGCUGGCCAAGUUUGUGGGCAUGGCCGAGAACACGGCGCACCCACGUGUCAUCAUCCCUGAGCUCCGGCAAGAGUUUGAGCUGGGCCCCUGCCGUAGGCACAUGGAGGCAUCUCUGCAGGAGCUAAAGAGCAGCCAGCGGAUGGUCCCCCGCGCUGUCCACCUCCCCAACUGCGACCGCAAGGGCUUCUACAAGAGGAAGCAGUGCAAGCCCUCCCGAGGCCGGAAGCGUGGGUUGUGUUGGUGUGUGGACAAAUACGGCAUGAAGCUGCCGGGGACUGACUACCUGAGCGGAGACCUUCAGUGCCACGCCUUCGACAGCAGCAAUGUGGAGUGAAGUCGCAUCCCCUCCCUCCACCCCGUCACUACCUACCCAGGCUCCCUUCCACCCUCCCCUCCGCACCUCCCCACUCCCCAGGACUCCGAUUCCUUUCAUCUCAUGUAAGAAGAAAAAAAGAAAGGAAAAGAAAAAAGAGAAAGAAAGGAAAAUGAAAAAAAGAGAAAGGGA